Molecule: messenger RNA, 609 nt
Organism: Pseudozyma hubeiensis SY62
Lineage: Eukaryota; Fungi; Basidiomycota; Ustilaginomycetes; Ustilaginales; Ustilaginaceae
Exons: 2
Coding region: 1-609 (202 amino acids)
Biological process (GO): protein folding
Cellular component (GO): cytoplasm; prefoldin complex
Molecular function (GO): protein folding chaperone
Source: RefSeq, a predicted model, not a curated record
AUGUCAUGUUUCCACACAACUCACCUACGACGAGCAGAAGCAGCACAGGUCUACCAGUCUCGACGAUCAGAACUGCAGGGCAUCGCAUCCAAGAUCGGCGAACUCGAGGGCGAAGCGGAUGAGCACAAACUGGUGAUCGACACAUUGACAGAAGCAUCCAAAGCCGACCCAGAUCGCAAGUGUUUCCGACUCAUCGGAGGUGUACUGGUCGAACGUACGGUCAAGGAGGUGCUCCCGGCAUUGCAGACCAACCUCGAAGGCGUAAGUGUUUUGGCUCUUUCCGACUUCCCGCCUGACUCUGUAAAGCUUGAUUCUGACACGCCUUCGGAUCUUGUUCCGUUCUUGCAAAUGCUCAUCGAUGCAUAUGACAGCUCAAGCAAAUCCUCGAAACGCUCCUCAAACAGUACAAGCAGAAAGAGACCGAGCUGCAAGAGUUCCAACGAGAAUACGCUAGUUGAGCAUCUCCUUUCGGCCUCUGACCGUCUUUGUCCUCAGUCAAAUCAGUCCAAAAGCGCAGCAGGAACAGCUUUUGACGGCCUCAAUGUAAUUGUACCUUUCAUCGUGUCUCUCAUGACAACAACAUCAUCACGCGACUGGAGUCUGUUCUGA